This is a messenger RNA of Durio zibethinus, 1189 nucleotides long. The record is from RefSeq and is a predicted model, not a curated record. NCBI's taxonomy places the organism in Eukaryota, Viridiplantae, Streptophyta, Magnoliopsida, Malvales, Malvaceae.
AUUAAAAGAAACAGAGAAAAAAUAAAAUGCAAAAGUGACAACCCGUGCACCCUAGAGCACGUUAGUGAAGCUGAUCUUAGAAAUAUAUGAAUCUGCGUAGAGCCUGAACUUCCUGACUCGCCAUCAUCCCAAAGUCGGCGCAUGUUAGCAUAAUAACCGGAAUCUCAUUUGGUCUGGGCGUAAAGAAUGUUUACUUCUCCUGAAUUGUGAUUAGCAUUAGAAUCCGUUGAUCGAUCUCUUCUCCAUAUCUCGACCAUCGAAUCCCUUUGCUCCUGCCAAAUCAAUCUGUUAGCUCUCUUUACCUUAAUUUUCAAUCCAAUCUAUAGUCCAAUUAAUGCUAUGAUCUUUUUUUUUUUUGAAUUUUAACUUCUUUUUUAAUGUUUCCAGUAUGAUGUUUAUAUAGCAUUUUGUCUUUGCAAUUUUGUUUAGAUUAAUUGUUUAUUAUGUUACAUAAUUUCAUUUUUUGAUAAAGAAAAAAGGGAAACAAAAUACAUUUCUUCUUUUUUUUUUUUUUUUUUUUUCAAUUUCUUUUAAAUGUUGAAUGUUAGAAUUUACAAUUUUAAAUAAUGUUGUACUCAGUUGAUUAUUGUUGGAUGAGCUAAAUGAGCUAAUUGUUGAAUUUUUUUAUACAUCAUAAUUUUCAUUGAUUUCCUUUUAUCUUGAAAUCCAAGAUCAACCAUUUGCAACAACUGACAAUAGAUAGAGCUAUGAGUUAUGACAUAAUAAUAGAAAGUGACUAUACUGCAUCUUUCUCUUUCAUGGAGUAAUAUGUAUUAGGAGAAGAGAUCGAGAAACAUAGUGGAUAUAAAUAAUAUGAGGAAACCUCCUUCAUUGGUAGAUCUUUGUGUUAGAAUGGCAAUAGAUAACGUAAGAUACCUUGGGGAUGACGGUGAGACAGAUUCACAUCUUCUUGAACGUAUUCUGCCGCAUUGUACAAUGGAUCAAUUAUUGCACGUGGAGAGGAGUAGAAAAGGAAGGGAUCUUAGUUCAGUAACUGAUAAACUAUGGAAGAAUUUCUAUGACCUGCAGUUUGGUCGUGCGAGUACUAAACUUGUAAUUGAGAGGAUGAAGCUCAAGAGAGUGUCAUUUAGAUGGAGACAGUUGUAUGAGGAAAAUUGAAGGACGUUCAGGAGGUUGAGAACAAAGCAAUUGAUCGGCUUAAUCAACUAUACAAGAAAGAAGAUGCUUG